AUGUGUCUGCGUGAUUUGUUUCUGUGGCUCGAUCUGACGGAAAUGCUGCUUUUUGUUUUUGCGAUUCUCCUCGUUGUCUAUUUUCUGGACAAAAAAGAUCCACCUAACUUUCCACCAGGACCACCAUCACUGCCUCUUCUAGGAAACAUAUUCAACAUUGAGUCUAAACAGCCUCACAUUUACUUAACCAAGCUAGCUGAUGUGUUUGGGAAUGUGUUCUGCAUACGUCUGGGAAGACACAAAACAGUGUUUGUGUGCGGGUGGAAGAUGGUGAAGGAAGCCAUAGUCACACAAGCUGACAACUUUGUGGACCGGCCUUACAGCCCGAUGGUGACCAGAAUUUAUUCAGGAAACUCAGCGGGUCUUUUCUUCAGUAAUGGGAGAGUGUGGAGGAGACAGCGGCGUUUUGCCAUGGCCAUGCUACGUACCUUUGGUCUGGCCAAGAGCUCCAUGGAGCAGAGCAUCUGUGAGGAGAGUCAUCAUCUGCAGGAGGCCAUGCAGAAGGAGAAAGGUGAGCCAUUCGACCCCGUGCCCCUCUUAAACAACGCUGUGGCCAACAUCAUCUGCCAGAUAGUGUUUGGGAGACGGUAUGAAUAUGGCGACCACAACUUCCAGAGCAUGCUGAAGAGUCUGACUGAGAUGGCCUAUUUGGAGGGAUCUAUAUGGGCUCUACUUUAUGAUGCGUUCCCAGCUCUGAUGAAACUCCUGCCGGGGCCUCACUGUGGCAUCUUCAGCAGCUCCAGGUCUUUGGAGGCAUCUAUCAGAGGAGAAAUAGAGAGGCACAAGUUGGACCUGGACCCCAGCAACCCACGAGAUUACAUCGACAGCUUCCUCAUAGAAGAGAAACACAACAGAAACAGUGAACUGCGCUUUGACGAUGACAAUCUGGUUCUGUGUUGUCUGGAUCUGUUCCUGGCUGGUAGUGAGACCACUUCAAAGACCCUGCAGUGGGGCCUCAUCUACCUCAUCAACAACGCUCAAAUCCAGGAUAAAGUCCAUGCCGAGAUAGACAGAGAGAUCGGACAGAGCCGACAGCCCAGUAUGGCAGACAGACCCAACCUGCCCUACACUGACGCCGUCAUCCACGAGAUCCAGAGGAUGGGAAACAUUGUUCCUUUAAAUGGACUCAGAAUGGCUGCCAAGGAUACAACACUGGGUGAUUUCGUCAUACCCAAGGGAACCUCAGUGAUGCCUAACCUGACCUCCGUGCUGUUUGACAAGACUGAAUGGGAAACCCCCGACACCUUCAAUCCUGAACACUUCCUGGAUGCCGAGGGGAAGUUUGUGAGGAGGGAUGCAUUUUUACCUUUUUCUGCAGGAAAGCGUGCAUGUCUGGGUGAAGGUCUGGCGAGGACGGAGCUGUUCCUGUUUUUUGUCAGUUUGCUCCAGACAUUUUGUUUUUCAACGCUGGACAGAGUUCAGUUGAGUACUGAAGGAAUCGUAGGAGCCACACGCACGCCGUACCCCUUUAAGAUCUAUGCCACAGCCCGCUGA
Gymnodraco acuticeps is the source of this 1494-nucleotide messenger RNA. RefSeq names its product cytochrome P450 2J2-like. Gene Ontology annotation, molecular function: iron ion binding; heme binding; oxidoreductase activity, acting on paired donors, with incorporation or reduction of molecular oxygen, reduced flavin or flavoprotein as one donor, and incorporation of one atom of oxygen. The record is from RefSeq and is a predicted model, not a curated record. Lineage: Eukaryota; Metazoa; Chordata; Actinopteri; Perciformes; Bathydraconidae. The transcript has 9 exons. Gene Ontology annotation, biological process: xenobiotic metabolic process. Bases 1 to 1494 code for a protein of 497 amino acids. Gene Ontology annotation, cellular component: intracellular membrane-bounded organelle; cytoplasm.